AUGAAUGUUAAUCGUAGUCAGCUGGUUCAAUUCAGAAUUCUUGGAUUUCCUGGACCUCUGAGUUUGCAAUACAUUUUCUUUUCCCUCCUGCUGAUAACAUAUCUAAUAACUCUCCUGAGUAACUCUGCGAUCAUCACUAUUACGCUGAUAGAAAGACGCCUGCACACUCCUAUGUACUAUUAUCUCCGCAAUCUCUCUUUUCUAGAAAUCUGUUACGUCUCUGUGACUGUCCCCAAAAUUCUGAGCACCGUCACAUCACAUGGGAGAUCCAUUUCAUUGUAUGGCUGCAUGACGCAGCUGUUUUUCUUCUUUGCGUUGGGAUCCACCGAAUGCUUCCUAUUCAGCCUAAUGGCCUACGACCGAUACCUAGCCAUCUGCCAGCCGCUGCGCUACACAACCCUGAUGAAUCGUACUAUGUGCCGUGGAGGCAGCCUGUGUGCCGCCAUUGGAGGCUUGAUCACCACCUUCCCCCAAAACAUCUUAAUCUCCCGACUUCCCUUUUGUGGAAGUGAUAUUAACCAUUUCUACUGUGACUCCCCUCCCCUUCUGCAGUUGUCCUGUACCAACACUUAUCUCAUAGACAUGAUGGAGUUUUUCAAUGCUUCCCUAGCGAUCCUGACUUCUCUGCUGGUGACUUUGAUUUCGUACGUGUAUAUUAUUGUCACCAUCAUUAAAAUACCUACAACUACCGGUCGGAAAAAAGCCUUUUCAACGUGUUUCGCCCAUCUAAUAGUUGUGUUUAUUUAUUAUAGUACUAUUACAUUUAUGUAUGUGAGACCAAAACUCAGUUUUAGUUUUUCCCUUAAUCGAGUUGUGGCGGUUUUUUAUACAGUGAUAACGCCUAUUCUUAAUCCUAUCAUUUACUGCCUGAGAAAUAAAGAUGUGAAAGAAGCCAUCAAAAAGCACCUAGGUUUGGAAACAAAUAAGGAAAUUAACUAGCAAGCUCCCAAUAAAAAAAAGACAGCAAUAAAAAUCUAGAAAAAU
Molecule: messenger RNA, 984 nt
Organism: Rana temporaria (common frog)
Lineage: Eukaryota; Metazoa; Chordata; Amphibia; Anura; Ranidae
Product: olfactory receptor 11L1-like
Exons: 1
Coding region: 1-939 (312 amino acids)
Biological process (GO): G protein-coupled receptor signaling pathway
Cellular component (GO): membrane
Molecular function (GO): olfactory receptor activity; G protein-coupled receptor activity
Source: RefSeq, a predicted model, not a curated record